AAAAAAAAAAAAAAAAACCGGGAGCCGUUAUUAUAUUAUAUUAUUAUUAUUUAAUAUUUAAUAAGACGCGCAGAGAGGAGAGAAGAGGCCUCGCUCGCUCGUGUCUCAUAUCAUUUCUCUCUUUCCUAUCUCUUUCCCUCUCUCUCUCGUUCUCUCUUCGCCGCCUCCACCUUCCAUUUCUUCUUCUCUUCUCUCCUUCCUUACCGCCGGUCUUAAAACCCUAAUCAUGACCUCGCCACCCACCUAAACACCGCCACAAUAGUCUCUAAAUUUUCAGGAUGUUUGUCUGCCUUCUUGCUGUGAAGACAUCAAGUUACAUUGAAUUUAUGUGCACUCGCUAAUAAUCCGUGAAAGUCUGGUUUGGGAUUUUAUUACAGAAAAUGGAUCGUCGGGAUACCUCAGGAUUUGUUAGCGGGGGUGGGAUGUACUCUUUUAGAGACAAUCUAACUCUAGUUUUGUAAAUAUUAUUUUUCUAGCCCGGAAGUCAGGUAGACUGUUCUGUUGCAAUUAAUUUUAGGUUAGUGUAAUAUUGAAUUUAAGUUAUAAAAAUGGAUGAUAGGUUCCAGAACAUGGGGUUUGCUGCUAAUUAUUCUUCAAAUGCAUUUGGGAUUUUGGGUUCUAAGCAAUUUAGGGUAGUUGGAGCCGAGUCUCAUGCAGAUACUAUCUUGUGUCUUAAUUCCCCUGGCUCCAUUCCUUUUAUGUCAAACUCAAAGGGAACUAAACGGAAGUGGAGUUCGAUUGAUCCAUCUGCCUGCCAGCAAGUUGGCUCGUCACUGUCUCUUGGGCUUGGCCGUUCUCCAAGUUCCUCGGACAGCAAGGGAAGUUCAGGAACUGCUUGCACUACAAUGUCUUCAGCUAAGGAAACUGAUGAGGAAUCCUCAAUGGAUCUUGAAUUGGACUUUUCUCUACAUCUUGGCAAUGAAAAGUUGCCCAGCCCAAAGAAACAUGCUAGUUCAAUUUUGAAAGCAGUGGAGGUGCAGCCCAAAGUUGACUUGGAGUUAAGUCUCUCUACUGGUUUCUGUGAAUCUGAAAUCACUAGUGUUCAUCCGAGUUCCAGUUCACUUCAGUCUGGAGUAGAGAUACCACUAUCAGCUUUCAUGGGUAAUAGUGCAGAUGAAGGAUCAACAUCAUGUCAUUGGAAAGAAGGGAUUAUUGUGCCACCAUUGCCAACAUCUUCCAUUGCAGGGGAUGCCAUCUUAUUUAAACAGGUUCCCCAAAAAGUUGAUCCAACUCCCAUUGUUCUGGACCUCUCAUCAAGUGUAUUAAGCACCCCAAAAAGCUCAGUCACCUGUACUUCCGGGUCAACAAUACAGCAGCAAUUAUCUCAACAUCGCAGCACUAGUUCGAAGACAUGUCAGAUUGAGGGAUGUGGAAAGGGAGCCAGAGGUGCUUCUGGCCGCUGUAUAUCUCAUGGUGGAGGUCGUAGGUGUCAGAAACAAGGUUGUCACAAGGGUGCUGAGGGCAGGACUGUGUACUGCAAGGCCCAUGGGGGUGGUCGGCGGUGUGAAUUUCUUGGUUGCACAAAGAGUGCAGAGGGACGUACAGAUUAUUGUAUUGCUCAUGGUGGUGGUCGGAGAUGCAGUUAUGAGGGUGGUUGCACUCGAGCUGCCAGAGGCAAAUCGGGACUGUGUAUUAGGCACGGUGGUGGCAAAAGAUGUCAAAAAGAAAACUGCACAAAGAGUGCAGAAGGCUUAUCGGGCCUUUGCAUCUCACAUGGAGGUGGCCGACGCUGCCAAGCUACAGGAUGCACAAAAGGAGCACAAGGAAGCACCAUGUAUUGUAAGGCUCAUGGUGGAGGAAAAAGGUGCACUGCUGCAGGAUGCACCAAAGGAGCUGAAGGAAGCACUCCUUUUUGCAAGGGCCAUGGUGGGGGCAAAAGAUGUGCUUUUCAAGGUGGCGGGGUUUGUACAAAGAGUGUCCAUGGGGGUACUAAUUUCUGUGUGGCACAUGGAGGAGGUAAAAGGUGUGCCAUGCCUGAGUGCACUAAAAGUGCUAGGGGACGGACUGACUUCUGUGUUCGCCAUGGAGGGGGUAAGCGAUGCAAGUUUGAUGGGUGUGGCAAGAGUGCACAAGGCAGCACUGAUUAUUGCAAGGCUCAUGGUGGAGGAAAGCGAUGCUCUUGGGGUCAUCCAGGAUCAGAAUUCGGCAGCUGUGCUAGUCCUUGCAACUCAUUUGCAAGGGGAAAAACAGGCCUAUGUGCACUCCACAGCGGCCUGGUACAGGACAAGAGAGUUCAUGGAGGUGCAACCAUAGGAUCUUUAGUUCAAGAAACCAAACUCGACAAGGUGAAAGAGGUUGUCCCAGAGGACAUGAACAUAGAUGUUUCAAAGCUGACUUCAGCAGACAGCACAGGUUUUGGCUUGAAUCAGUUUGGUGGUCCAAGUAAUUUCCCAGUCGGGGAAGGUAGAGUGCAUGGCGGAAGUCACUUCAUCAAGGUGAGUUCUGUUCUCGGAGCUAGCAGCAGCAGCAGCAACGUAGGUGUCAAGGACGCUUCCGUCGAGCCAAUGAAAUCAUACAUUAUUCCUCAGAAUUGGAUGUAAUGUAAAUCUCUGCUCCUUCUCUCAUCUUUAUUCUGUUAGGUUUUGCCAUAGUAUGUAUGACAGGGUGGUUUCCUGGCAUGUCCGUGUCAUUUUCUUUUUAGUCAGCCUGGCGUCUUCGUAUAUUAGUUAAAGUUCUUCUAAGUUGUCAAUUCAUUGGUUCGUAGUGGGCAGAACCAUUUAUGCUUUCACAGUCUAGAGUGACAGUGAAUAAAAUCAAAAGGUAGUUGGUUGGGUCUUUGGAUUUCCUUCUUUCUUGUAAAUAUUUAUAAAAAAGAAAUCCACAGUCAAGUUUGUUGUGAAUACAGGUUGUUGCAUCCUCACCUGUAAGGUCGGUCAGUUUGUCAGACAUUCUGGUUAUAUUAAUAAUAAAGCCUAUCUUUCGGUGCUAUAA
Cannabis sativa is the source of this 2931-nucleotide messenger RNA. RefSeq lists its product as uncharacterized. NCBI's taxonomy places the organism in Eukaryota, Viridiplantae, Streptophyta, Magnoliopsida, Rosales, Cannabaceae. The record is from RefSeq and is a predicted model, not a curated record. Bases 549 to 2540 code for a protein of 663 amino acids. The transcript is spliced from 2 exons.